AUGGAAUCGAAAGGGAUCGCACAUGACCUCUACACGCUUCUGCAGAUUUUGAAACUUGGGUAUGAGCCCUACAUAAUCGCAUUCUCUCCUUUGAUUAACGGAUUAUGUCUCGAGGGUCGAGCUUCCCAAGCUGUGGAGUUAGUUGAUCAAAGACUCUCUGAAUCAAUGGCUUUGAUAGAUCGAAUGAUGGAUAAUGUAUGUCAACCCAACGAAACUACUUAUGGUCCGGUUUUAAACAGAAUGUGUAAGUCAGGGAACACUGCCUUGGCCUUGGAUCUGAUCACAAAGAUGGAACAUAAAGAGGUCAUGCUCGAUGCUGCUAAAUACAGUAUCAUCAUUGACAGUGACGGGAGCCUCCAAGAUGCAUUCACCCUUAUCAGAGCACAUCUCCGAGGUGGUGACUUAGCCACAUCAGCUAAACUUAUUGAAGAAAUGAAGAGUUGUGGGUUCUCUGGCGAUGCUUCUACUGUUAAGAUGGUUAUGGAUAUGUUAUUGGAUGGUAGAAUGAAGAAAAGCUUUCUGGAUAUGCUUUCUUAG
Molecule: messenger RNA, 537 nt
Organism: Eruca vesicaria subsp. sativa (arugula)
Lineage: Eukaryota; Viridiplantae; Streptophyta; Magnoliopsida; Brassicales; Brassicaceae
Source: the annotation of a GenBank genome assembly